Molecule: messenger RNA, 1838 nt
Organism: Amaranthus tricolor (Joseph's coat)
Lineage: Eukaryota; Viridiplantae; Streptophyta; Magnoliopsida; Caryophyllales; Amaranthaceae
Product: cell wall protein RBR3-like
Exons: 2
Coding region: 230-1477 (415 amino acids)
Molecular function (GO): calmodulin binding
Source: RefSeq, a predicted model, not a curated record
GAUCCUCUCCCUUUUUCCACCUCUCUUGUUUUGCUCUUCAUAUCCUUUUCUUUUCUUUCUUUCUUUCUUUCAACCUCUUACAUUUCUUUUUAUUCAUAUUCAUCCAUGGAGUUGUAAGGAAUCCUUCUUUUGUUGUUAUCAACAACAUAAAAUUAAAUAAAAAGGAAGAAAAAAGAGGUUCAAUUUGCGAUCCAAACUAAAUAAAGGCUCAAAAGAAAUAGUAGUUGACAUGGCAACAUCAUUAAGGGGAAAAGAAAAGAGGGGGCAAACUCCUUCAAGUUCCAUCAUCAAGAAAAAUUCUUCAUCUUCAUCUGCAGAUAGCAAUGAAAAAACAAGGUCACCUACACCCUCCACUAAACCCAUUCCUAACUACCUCAGACCCACCAUUAGCUCAAGCCUCGAAUCUAAGAAACUCGGUACAGACAACUCAUCUUCUAGGCCUUCUUACACUAGGAGGAGAUCCUUUGACAAACCCCCACCAACCACUCAGCUUCAAAAGGCUGUUCGAGCUCCAACGAUUGGUGGGGCCCGCGACAUUAAGCCUGUUCGAUCAUCUUCCUUCUCGAACAAAUCGACAGAGAGACUUUAUGCUAGGACCUCGAGUUUGAAAAAUGGAAGUAAUAAGGCAGAACAACCUCAGUUGUCUAAGUGUAGGAGUCUCAAAAAGACUACUUUAUCAUCAAUGUCAUCCUCGUCUUCUAAAAAGAGUGCAAAAAGUGUGAACUCGGAGUCAAGUGUAGAUUGUGAUGAGAAUAGAUCAUCAGUGGAUCGGUUAGUGAUCAAGGAUAACGAUGAUGAAUUGGUGAAUAUAAAUGAUGAUGAUCAGGUUCUGUCGCUUCCUGAGAUAUCGGAGAUGCCUGACAGUAACGAGGAAUUGGGUGAUCCUGAUCUUACUAAUCUACAAGUGGAAGAAGUUAAACACAUUGCUGAAGAAUAUAAUACUGAUCAUGAUGUGCACAAAUCGAUUGUUGUUGAUCGGGUAGCAGAGGCUGAGAGUGGAAAAGUCGAGUCUGAUGGUGAGGCUCCAGGAGAACGGAAUCUGAUUGAUGAGGCUGACGAGAAGGCACCCCAGACGGACUCCCCUGAAACGCUGGUCGAAGAAAAAGGAGAGCCAGAAACUAAAACACAGGAUGAGACUCAGACAGUUAGCAGUCUGCGUGCAGAAACAGCUGCGGUUACAGAAUCUGAAACUAAGGAUGAGACUCAGACAGUAAGCAGUCUGCCUGCAGAAACCGAAACAAAGGAUGAGACACAAACUGUAGGCAUUCCGCCUGCGGAAACAGCUGCUAUUACUGGAACAGCAGCUGUGAAAACGACGCAGGCUUCUUCUGCGGGGAAGAAAGAUAAGCAAGAUUAUAAUGAUGUGAUCGAAGAAACUGCAACCAAACUUAUGGGGAAGAAGAACAGGAACAAGGUUUUGGCGUUAGCUGGUGCGUUUGAGACCGUCAUUUCUUUGCAAGACACGAACAAAAGCUGAUCUUAUGAUCAGUUCGAUCCUGCAGGCUGCAGGCUUACAUUGGAUUGAAGUGAGAAGAACAAAAGAAGAAAACAUUUUAUUCUUUGAUUUAUUUGUCUAUUUAGAUGUUGCUUGUCAAUUGUUUUUCUGAUUCUGCUAGAUUUGUUCAAGUUGGAAAACUAUGACAGUUUGCUUUGCUUCUCUUGGAUGCAUUGUCAUACAAAUUAUACUAUUUAAGAUGAUUGGAUUGUAAAUUUUGCUUUAAUCACAAUCUCUACACAAUUGGUAUUGUAUAUGAUUAAAGAAAAAAUUGAACAAAUUUGUGAAAAUUUUGGAACUUAAGUGUAUCUUCAUGCUUGGUUACCAACAAAAAAAAGGAGAA